CUAUAUUAAAUGAAUUCGAUCCUCCCCAUCAUGGAAGCCUACCUUCUUUGAGCUUGAGCUCUCUCAACAAUUGUUCCAAAACAAACCCACCCAUCAGCUCCAACUUCUUGCAUGCGAGAUGGAUCUUGAAGAAGAGUGGGAACUCCUCCCUGACGAGGGAUUCCUCCAGGUCCAUGAUGAUGGCGGCAAGAAAAUUUUCUCGAGAAAAUAUGGGCCUGCUGCUGAUCCCAAAAGCACCGUCUUCGACAUGGACUACUUCAUAUGCCCAUCAUCAGUACCAUCACCUGCUUCUGCUGAUUCUGAUCUUGUUCCGGUUCUUCCGAUUCAGCUGGAACCAAGACUUGAUCGGGAAUCAUUAAAACAAGUAGACACAAUUGAAGUGGAGAAGCUGCUUAAUUGUCCGAAUACAGCCGAGCAGGACACUGUUUCCCAAGUUUUCUUCAAGAAAAUGAAGGAAAAUGAAUUCGUCGACAUGAAAAUGGACUCCCCCAAGUCCGGUGGCAUGGGGAUCGUGCCUCAGCUUGAGGACAAAACCAAAACAGAGAAAGAGACUUUGAACUUGGAUCCAGACACCAAAGAAGAUGAGGCCGUCGCCGCCGCCGCCUCCAACAUGUGGAAGUGGAGCUUGAACGGAAUUGGAGCCAUCUGCUCUUUCGGCGUGGCUGCUGCGGCUGCCACCAUUUGGGUGGUCGUCUUUGGAGGCCACCAGAAAAGCAAGCUUCCCCAUAGCCAAAAGCUUCAGUUCCAGAUCUACACAGACGAUAAGAGGAUGAAGCAGGUGGUUCAUCAUGCUGCUAAGCUGAACGAAGCAAUCUCAGCGGUGAGAGGAGUGCCCCUGAGCAGAGCCCAUAUUACAAUUGGUGGCUACUAUGAUGGAAUUUAGCAGAGUAGUUGGGCUUCUCUUCUCAGAUCAGAUGAUCCCCAUCUUCCACCAGAUUCAGGCGCUUUCCUUCCACACAUAUGUAUGAAUCUAUAUAUUUGCCUUUUUUGUAUAUGAAUUAGUAUAUGUUCCAGAGUGUAACUAAAGAAUUCUAUUUCCAGCUGGUUGUAUAAUUGGUAUACUAUACUAUUAAUAAUCAUUGGUGCAUAUAUAUAUAUAUAUAUAUUGGUGGGUUUUAAUCAA
Messenger RNA from Diospyros lotus (date-plum), 1123 nucleotides. RefSeq lists its product as uncharacterized. NCBI's taxonomy places the organism in Eukaryota, Viridiplantae, Streptophyta, Magnoliopsida, Ericales, Ebenaceae. Bases 119 to 883 code for a protein of 254 amino acids. The record is from RefSeq and is a predicted model, not a curated record. The transcript is spliced from 2 exons.